GUUACCAGUGCAAUUGCCUCUCCCAGUUUACGGGAAGGAAUUGUGAGUCGGAGAUCACAGCCUGCUUCCCAAAUCCCUGCCGGAAUGGAGGCUCCUGCGAUCCCAUCGGCAAUGCUUUCAUCUGCAACUGUAAAAAUGGCCUGACAGGAGUAACGUGUGAAGAAGACAUCAACGAGUGUGAAAGAGAAGAAUGUGAAAAUGGUGGCUCCUGUGUCAACAUAUUUGGUUCAUUUCUGUGUAACUGCACCCCUGGCUAUGUGGGACAAUACUGUGGUCUUCGCCCUGUGGUGGUUCCAAAUAUACAAGCUGGGCAUUCGUACGUCGGCAAGGAGGAGCUGAUAGGAAUAGCCGUCGUCCUGUUUGUCAUAUUUGUGUUGAUCAUCCUCUUUAUCAUCUUUCGAAAGAAAGUAUUCAGGAAGAACUAUUCCCGCAACAACAUCACUCUUGUGCAGGAUCCAGCUACUGCCGCCCUGCUCAACAAGAGCAACGGCGUCCAGUUCAAGAACAUCAGGAACAGCGGAGACAGUAGAAAUAUCUACCAAGAGGUUGGGCCUCCACAGGUCCCAGUGAGGCCAAUGGCCUAUACCCCGUGUUUCCAGAGUGACUCACGGAAUAACUUGGACAAGAUAGUGGAUGGGCUUGGUGUGGAGCACCAGGAGAUGACGACGUUUCAUCCCGAGUCCCCUCGAAUACUGACAGCCAGGCGGGGGGUGGUGGUGUGCAGCGUAGCUCCGAACCUGCCUGCCGUGUCUCCCUGUCGCUCCGACUGCGACUCCCUCAGGAAAAGCACAUGGGAUGCUGGGACAGAAAGUAAAGGGGUUGAUGAUGCUGAAGAAGUGACCUAUUUUGCAGGAAGUAAUAAAGGCAGCAACUCCGAAGUACAAUCCCUCAGCUCCUUCCAGUCUGAUUCGGGUGAUGAUAAUGCUUCCAUAGUGACUGUCAUACAGCUUGUCAACAAUGUAGUUGACACUAUAGAAAAUGAAGUGUCUGUUAUGGAUCAAGGACAGAACUACAACAGAGCGUAUCAUUGGGAUACCUCUGACUGGAUGCCAAGCGCUCGCUUGUCGGACAUUGAGGAAGUGCCCAACUUUGAGACAGCGGAUGGAGGCUCGGCUCAUCACGGCAGUACCAGAGAGCUGGAAACGGAUUACUACCUUGGUGGCUACGACAUUGACAGCGACUACCCUCCCCCUCACGAAGAGGAGUUUUUAAGCCAGGACCAGUUGCCGCCUCCUCUUCCAGGGGAUUAUCCAGACCAAUAUGAAACCCUUCCACCCUCGCAGCCAGUCUCAAUGGCAAGUACGCUCAGCCCCGACUGCAGGCGACGGCCACAUUUCCACCCUAGCCAAUACCUCCCUCCCCACCAGUUCCCCAAUGAGACGGACACCACGGGGCCUCAGACUGGGAACGAAUUUAGUACUUUUGCUGUUGGCCCAAGCCAGAACACAGAAAACAUUAGUGCAGGUAAGAUGCCCUUAUCCUUGCACAACUCUCUAGAUGCCUCCUCCUCUGACGUCUCAGCCAGCUGUGGCUUUGAUGACUCUGAAGUAGCCAUGAGUGACUUUGAAAGCGUGGAGGAACUCAACCUAGAAAAUGUUCACAUUCCAUUUCUGGAGACCCAGCACCAGACACAAGUGUAA
Messenger RNA from Pterocles gutturalis (yellow-throated sandgrouse), 1640 nucleotides. RefSeq names its product protocadherin Fat 3-like. Gene Ontology annotation, biological process: establishment or maintenance of epithelial cell apical/basal polarity; heterophilic cell-cell adhesion. The record is from RefSeq and is a predicted model, not a curated record. The annotation marks the transcript as partial. Gene Ontology annotation, molecular function: calcium ion binding. NCBI's taxonomy places the organism in Eukaryota, Metazoa, Chordata, Aves, Pterocliformes, Pteroclidae. The transcript is spliced from 6 exons. Gene Ontology annotation, cellular component: protein-containing complex; plasma membrane.